Molecule: messenger RNA, 4249 nt
Organism: Brassica rapa (field mustard)
Lineage: Eukaryota; Viridiplantae; Streptophyta; Magnoliopsida; Brassicales; Brassicaceae
Product: scarecrow-like protein 27
Source: RefSeq, a predicted model, not a curated record
UUUACCCCACUUGUUUUUAAUCAUUCAUGUAUAUAUGAUCACUUCAUACUUAUUAAUAGUAAUGUUAUAUUGUUAUUUAUAUUUCAAGUUACAAAAUAAAAUGUUAUUUAUAUUUUGUUGUGUGCUAUGGUUGUAUAAUGUUUUUUUUCCUUGUUAUGGAAUAAACAAAGGUUAGCGUGAUCGAUGAUAUAUCAUCGAGGUGCUUCACUACCACGAACUUUCUUAGAAAUUGUGAACAACAUAUCGGGACCGUGCGAUUGAAUUGAUUUAUGUUGGCAAGAACAUAUAAUUGUUUUAUAAUUAAAAACAAGUUUGGUUUCUAGUAUGUUGUUUAGUGUCCCUUAAUAAUACCUUAUGCCUAAUGUAAGAAGUUUAUUACGUUUAUGUUUGUACGUUCAUCGAUUAUAUAAUAUUCUAUUAACGAUCGGCAAUAUAGACAUAAUAAUUAACGACUAACUAUUUAAAUAUAGAUUUAAGUUUUUGAGCAUAGCAUUCUCAUUUUCAAAACAUGCAUUCGUCAUAAGUGAAACGAGUGGGCAUAAAGUCCCAAUGAAAAUACGCAAGUUCUUUAACUAACACAUGUUAUCAUUAACAGCUUUGAGUUCUUUAUAAAUAAAGAUUUCGAGUUUUUAAAAUCACGAGUUAAAGUAAUCCACCACCAUCUUAGAUUUUUGUAGUCAAGAAUUAUAAAUGACAUUUUAUUAAAUGUUAAAAAAAUACAAAAAAAGUGAAGAAUACACAAUCUAGAGCCGCUGGAUCUAUAUCUAGACAAAGAAUCAACCGUUGAUAGAUUAUGUCUCGAUGUUUUCAAGAAAAUCUUCAAAAAGCCACACACAGAGAGACACUCAAAUAGAGCACCGGUCCGUCAGAGUCGCCUGCCAGAGUUGUUUCUCUUUAAAUUACCAAUAUAGCCCUCUCUCGUUUGAACUUCACGAGUCUAAGAGGGUAAAUUUGGGAAUUCUGGUAAUGAACCAUCUGCGUCAGUUUCGUCUUUUUGCUCUGCUUCCUCGGCAUAUGUAUUUUUUUUAAAUACUGUUCAAGUCUUUUUGAUCAAUGAUUUUUUACGCGCCUUUUUCAUAGUUUUUAAAGGUACUCAAAUAAAAGUAUAAAGUACGUGAAAAUGGGAAAACAUUUGAAUUUUUUUAAAGGAAAAAACUUAAGGGAAACUUAAUUGUAUACUACUAAUAUUUUCUUAACUCCGGUUGAGGUGAGCCGGCUAGAGUAUCUAUAGAAUACUACUAAUAUCUAUUCAAAAAUACUGUUAAAGUCUUUUUGGUCAUCAUAUCUAUUUCAUACUUAUAAUUAAUUAGUUUAGUUAUAAUAUAAUCAGUUUAAUUUAUGGAAAACAAAUUAAUGAUAGAAUGCUACAGCCUAUAGGUGAAAUAAAUUUGUCAUUAUUUCUCUCUAUUAAAAUAUUAUUUACAGCAUAUAUUAUCACUGGUUUUUAUAAAGAAUCAUUAUGUUUACCAAGUUUAAAAUCCCUACAAAUGCUUAUCAACUACUAUUACUUUGCUGCUUUGAAAUUUACAAGUAGAUAGAAUUAGAGCCUAUAUAAACCUCAGAGCUUAUAUUUUACAGAGCAACUAGAUUUAUAAUACCCUUUUAUGUUUGCGGUCGAGCCCACAUAAGAACCAUUUAACCCACUAGAAAGUGGCAGGGGUGAUUUAUUAAUACUAUAGAAGGCAACAUUCUAAAACAAAUUCUGAGAUUCAAUUCCAUUAAUAAGUUUCAAAAAAAAAACAUUCUCAAAACAAAGCAUUUGAAUGAAAGCUUGUGUCCAAACCUCAAAGAGUAAGACAAAUGUGGUGUUGUUAAAAAAAAAAGGACAAAAGUGGUGACAACCAAAAAAAAAGAGAGUAGAGUGACGCGCUCCAUAUGCGAAGAGACUAGACAAAGAUGUCACAGGAACACGGUACAUAUGUAGAUAACUACAUCUACAGACACAAGCCACACAUAGAAGAAGGAGAGAGAGAGAAAGCUUAGCAAGCAUUGAUGAAGAGCACUUUUUAAAUAUUGCACGCAUCCACAUAAACAGCAUCAGAGAAAAAAAGAAAGAAAAGUGAUUUUAAGGGAAAAAAAAGUAGAGGCGCCAAUUACAAGUUUUGAGCUUUGCAUGUGUUUCUUUCUAUCUUCCGUACAUUUAACCUCUGAACAUAACCUCUCUCUUCUUCUUUUGUUGUCUUCCGGUUCUUGAGAUCUCUCUCUCUCUCUCUCUCUCUCUCUCUCUCUCUCUCUCUCUCUCUGUAGGUCUUGUUCUUUUUACUGUGUGUUGAGGCGAUGCCCUUAUCCUUUGAAAGAUUUCAAGGGGAGGGGGUGUUCGGUGUUGUUUCUUCUCUCUAUUCAGAUCCUCAGAAAACCUGGUUUAAUCAAGACAAAACCGGAGCAGAACAAGAUCUUGGUUAUGUUGUCGGUGGUGUUUUACCGGAGCCGACGUCCGUUCUCGACGCUUUAAGGAGUCCUAGCCCUCUCGCUUCUCACUCUUCAACCACCACCACCAUGACUCUCUCUUCCUCUCACGGCGGUGGUACCGUCACCGCCGCCACAACCGCCGGUGAUGAUAAAUGUAGUCAAAUGGGUCUAAACGAUCUCGACGACGGAGGUCAAGAACAGAGCAUCUUAAGGCUUAUCAUGGACCCGGGUUCAGGCUUCGGUGUUUUCGACCCGGGUUUCGGAUUCGGAUCCGGGUCUGUCCCGGUGAAUCCUCUGUUAUCUAGUAGCUUCCCUUAUCAAGAAGAGUUGACGUUCUCUAACCCACCGUCAUCUCCCCCGGCGAAACGGUUCAAUUCAGGAUCUCAUCAACCCGUUUUCCCAUUUCCGGAUCCGGAUCCGGGUCACGACCCGUUUCUCGUUCGCCGUCAACAGCAAUUCCAGUUCCCGUUUCAGUUUCACCAGCAACAACAACUCCCGUCUUCUUCCUCGUCUUUACCUCCGGUUCCGCCGCCGGGAACGGCCGGCGAUGACCAAACGGUCAUCAUCGAGCAGCUGUUCAACGCGGCGGAGCUUAUCGGGAACAAUAACAACAACGGCGACCACACCGCUCUCGCGCAAGGGAUAUUGGCGCGGCUCAAUCACCAUCUCAGCUACAGCAACAAUAACAAUAACAAUAACAAGAACCCUCCGUUUCAAAGAGCGGCUUCUCACAUAACCGAAUCUCUCCUCUCACUCAUCAACAACGCAUCCCCACCGUUAAUCUCACCAGAGAAUCUGAUCCUUCGAAUCGCCGCGUACAGAACCUUCUCCGAAACGUCGCCGUUUCUUCAAUUCGUCAACUUCACAGCGAACCAGUCGAUUCUCGAGUCAUGCAACGACGAGCUGGGGUUUGAUCGGAUCCACAUUAUCGACUUCGACGUUGGAUACGGAGGACAAUGGUCGUCUUUAAUGCAAGAGCUUGCUUCAAGGAGAAGAAACAGAGCAUCGUCUUUGAAAAUAACGGUUUUUGCUCCUCCUCCGUCGACGGUUUCCGACGAGUUCGAGCUCAGAUUCACGGAGGAGAAUCUCAGAAGCUUCGCCGGGGAAGUCAAGAUUCCGUUUGAGAUCGAGCUGUUGAGCCUCGAGCUUCUUCUGAACCCAGCUUAUUGGCCUGUCUCUCUCCGUUCGUCGGAGAAAGAAGCUGUCGCGGUGAAUCUUCCCGUUAACUCCGUCGUGUCCGGUUACCUUCCGUUAAUACUCCGUUUUCUCAAACAGAUCUCUCCAAACGUCGUCGUUUGUUCGGACAGAGGAUGUGACCGUAACGACGCGCCGUUUCCUAACGCUGUGAUCCACGCGCUUCAGUACCACACCACUCUGCUUGAGUCUCUUGAUGCUAAUCAAGGCCACGAGGAUGAGAGUGUUGAGAGGUUUUGGGUGCAGCCUUCGAUUGAGAAGCUGUUGAUGAAACGACACCGUUGGAUUGAAAGAUCACCGCCGUGGAGAAGCUUGUUUGCACAAUGUGGGUUUUCUCCGGCGAGUUUGAGUCAGACGGCGGAGGCUCAGGCGGAAUGUUUGUUGCAGAGGAGUCUGGUCAGAGGGUUUUAUGUUGAGAAAAGACAGGGUUCACUUGUUAUGUGUUGGCAAAGGAAAGAACUCGUUACUGUCUCUGCUUGGAAGUGUUAGAAUAAACCAAAUGCAUCUAAUGUUUUUCUUUUUAUGAUUUAAUUCUCUUUGAAUGUUUGUUAUGUUGUUCAGUGAUGUUCUUAGUUUCAACUUUGAUGUUAACAUUUUAAGGAAGUAAGGAUAUAUAUAAUCAAAAAUCUCCUUUUGUUAGAUUUUA